UUUCUAUACAUACAUAUAUAGAGAGAGAAGAGAGAUGGAGGAAAGUUCUCACUGUUCGUGUCUUCGAGUGCGAUUAUAAAGAGAGAAAAGAGAGAAAGAGAGGAGAGCAAAGCAUCGGCAACAGAUCUAAAGGAAGGUAUAUAUAUACAUAUAUAUACUACUGCUCUUUUUAGAGGGAGAAGGAGAAAGGGAAGGAUGAGUAGCAGAGGCAGUAACAAUGGUGGCGGAGUGGCGAUGAUUCCGUCGGGGUCGCGUAAGAUAGUGGAGAGCUUGAAGGAGAUAGUGAGAAACUAUCCCGAGUCUGAGAUCUACGCCGCUCUUAAAGAGUGUAAUAUGGACCCUAACGAAGCCGUCAAUAGGCUCCUCUCUCAAGAUCCUUUUCAUGAGGUGAAGAGCAAGCGAGAUAAAAGAAAAGAGAAUAAGGACACCACUGAAUCUAGGCCACGUGGUGCUAGUAGUUCACGUGGUGGCAAGGGCAGUGCAGAUCGGUAUGCUGGCCGUGGUGGGUCAGAGUCACUACAUGGCAAAUCUACCUAUGCAUACAAGGAGAAUGGGUAUACUAACACCAAAUCAACAAGAACUGCAGGGAGUACUACAAAUAGGCGGCUGCCUACCAUCAGUGACGCUGCUGGCACUGAAAACCAGAAGUUCGUUGAUGGUGUGUCAGCAGCCACACAGCAUUCUUCUGGAUACCAACCUGCUUGGGGAGGUCUUCCAGGUCAAGUGUCAAUGGCUGAUAUUGUUAAGAUGGGUAAGCCGCAUGGUAAAGCACCAAAUGGUACAAGUGAAUCAUGGCAAAAUGUCAAUGCCAGUUACAACCAUGCCCAGGGACCUUCUGGUGCAUUAGAACAUAAUUGGCAGUUUUCUGGUGAUCACACUUCUAAAGCUUCAGAGGUAUACCUGGAGGCAGGGGUUUCUCCUGCUCAACCUGAUUCAACUAAUGAUGAGUGGCCACUUAUUGAGCAGCCAUCAACUGCUUGCGAUCCGUCUAUCUCAGAUCCACCUAGCUCUCAGCUGCAUCCUGAUUCAUCUCAUGCUGCCUUUAACAAAACUAACCAACAUCCCCAGUCAUAUGAGGUUCAGGGAGCAGAAGAUCAUGGCAUUGAUAGUGUUGGUACUGGUCCGGUGGUGUCUGGUUCUCUUCCUAAUGGAGAGUUGCUGGAGGAUAAUUCUGCAGCUGCAUCUUCUCUUCAUGACAGUGGCCUUGAUACGUAUCCGCCUCAUAAUCAUGGUUUUGAUGGAGACGAUGAUGAAGAUACUGAUGCCUCAGUUUCAUUACCUGCUGCCAACUUGCAACAACUUAGCAUACAGGAGGAGCAAGAUGUGGCACCUGAAAGGGAUGGACCUGCUGUAGUUAUUCCAGAUCACCUACAAGUUCAAGCUGCAGACUGUUCACACCUGAGCUUUGGUAGCUUUGGAUCUGGAAUUAGUGCUACUUUUCCUGGGGCUUUGGCAUCUGCUCCUACAAAUACGGAUGUGGAAGAAGAAUCUAAAGAUGCAGAUGCUCCGCCGGUUGGGCACUUGACCAAUGGAAGUUCUGAAUACUAUGGUGAUGAGGAUCUCAGAAAUGAACAAGAUGGUAUUUUAUUCCAUAGGACUGGAGCAAUUUCUGGGAAUUAUGAAUCACCUUCUGAUACCCAACCAGAUAUACUGAAAGUGGAACAUUCUGAAGUUGCACAUGGCAAUCAAUACAGCUUUCCUUCUUCUGCACCUGGUUAUACUUAUGAAAAUGCUCAACAGUUAAAUGUGGUGUUUAGUCAAUCACAGACAAGCUCACAAACACAAAAUCUUGCACCCUUCUCAAAUGUCAUGCAGGGCUACAGUAAUUCCUUACCGAGCAAUUUGUUGACAGCAAAUGUUCAUGCUGGUAGAGAGUCUGAUCUUUCAUACUCGCCAUUUUCUACACAAGCAAUGCCUGCAAAAUAUGGCAACUCGGUUUCAUCAGUUGGUGGUUCAUCAAUUUCCAUGCCAGAGGCUUUGAAGACUGCUGGUUUUUCAUCAACGCAGCCUACACAGCAGACCCUUACUGGAACUAACGUUGCCACAGGGCCUGCUCUACCGCAACACCUUGCUGUGCAUCCAUAUUCUCAACCGACGCUUCCUUUGGGACCUUUUGCAAACAUAAUUAGCUAUCCUUUUAUGCAUCAGAGCUAUACAUAUAUGCCUCCUGGUUUCCAACAACCAUUUGCUGGUAACAGUACUUACCAACAGUCUCUGGCAGCAGUUCUCCCGAACUACAAGAACAGCGUAUCAGUAAGUAGCUUGCCUCACUCUGCUACUGUUGCUUCAGGAUACGGUGCCUUUGGAAACACUGGCACAAUUCCUGGGAGCUUCCCGUUGAAUCCUUCUGCUGCUCCGAGCACAUCUUUGGGUAUUGAUGAUGGGCUUAGUUCUCAGUACAAGGACAACCAUUUAAUGUCUCUUCAACAGGUCGAGAAUUCAGGUAUGUGGCUCCACGGCCAUGGCUCCCGAACAAUGUCAGCUGCUCCUGCCAAUACAUACUACAAUAUCCAGGGGCAAAACCAGCAACCCAGUGGCUUCCGGCAAGUUCAACAGCCAUCUCAAAACUACGCAUCUUUGGGCUACAACCCAAACUUCUACCAUUCCCAAACCGGGAUCUCGCUGGACCACCACCAGCAGCAGAACCCUAGAGACGGCCCGUUGGGCGGCAACGCUCAAGUCCAGCCUAAGCCAUCAUCCCAACAGCUGUGGCAAAACGGCUACUAAUCUUACUCCCUCCCUCCCUAGUGCCUCCGGGUUUUUCAGGGUUUGUAAUGAUAAAGAAGUCGCCCCUCAAGCUGUGGCCGCGGCAAUAAUUCAUAUUUUCGACGCCCAAAGCUUGUGUGGCUGCUGCCCUGUACUUAGAGGUUGUAUUUUACGUUUUCUUUCCGUUAUAUCAUCAGUUAAUGUAGUAUAGGGAUAUGCGAGCUAAGUUGGUGUUAGUGGGAUUCUUGUGCUUCUGUUUGAAUUUUUUUUAUCUUCCCCCUAACAGUUAUGCAACAACAUCCUGCUCCAACCCCCACCCUCAUUUCCAUUACGGAGUAUUAUUUAUUUCUCACA
This is a messenger RNA of Ipomoea triloba (trilobed morning glory), 3060 nucleotides long. RefSeq lists its product as uncharacterized. The record is from RefSeq and is a predicted model, not a curated record. Bases 196 to 2727 code for a protein of 843 amino acids. Gene Ontology annotation, molecular function: protein binding. Lineage: Eukaryota; Viridiplantae; Streptophyta; Magnoliopsida; Solanales; Convolvulaceae. The transcript has 10 exons.